This is a messenger RNA of Syngnathus acus (greater pipefish), 672 nucleotides long. RefSeq names its product microtubule-associated tumor suppressor 1 homolog A-like. Lineage: Eukaryota; Metazoa; Chordata; Actinopteri; Syngnathiformes; Syngnathidae. The transcript has 4 exons. Gene Ontology annotation, molecular function: microtubule binding. Bases 238 to 672 code for a protein of 144 amino acids. The record is from RefSeq and is a predicted model, not a curated record. Gene Ontology annotation, cellular component: cytoplasm; nucleus.
CCUAAACACAUUUUGUAAGGGCCCCAUUCUGAAGUUGUUUAUGUACAUCAACACAAUUAUGACAACCUUUCUAAGGUAACCAGGUUCACAUUUUACAGCUACGCAACCUCGCCGGGCAUCACCGAGCUCAAGAAUAGGAGUACUAAACACACUUUACAUUUUGCAGAGCGCUCAGUCAAUUCAUCCGAACGGCUGGAAAAGGAGAAGCAGGACUUGCAGGAUGCUCUGGAGUGUGCAAUGCGGAGACUGCAGGAGCAGCACCAGAAGGACCUGGAAGAGAUGGAGCAGAGACUGCAGGCCUUCUCCCAGGCUGAGUGGGACAAGGUCCACCUCGGUUACCAGGGCGAGGCAGACAAGUACAAAGCUCUGCUACAAACGCAGAUGGAACAACUUGAAGGAAGUCAUGACACUCUGAAGCUGGAAUUAGAGCGGAGCCAUGAAGAACAGCUGCAAUGUGUUAAACAACAUGAACAGUCACUGGAAGAGCUCAAGAAAUUACACACUCAGCAACUGGAGUCAUUGGAUGAAAGUUCGAAGGAUUCAGAAGUGGCACUCAUUGCACAAAUUCAAGUGCUGACUCAGGAAAACGUUGACCUGCUCGAAAAGCUAACGUCAGAAGAGAAUAAGCGGAGAGAGCUGGCGGUGGGACAGGUACUGCUUUGUGCAUCGUGA